AUUUAUAAAUUGUAAAAUUCCUUUUUUUCUUUUCCUUCCCUUUCUUCUAAUCUCAUAUGAGUCAUUUGCCUGUUGACCCAUUUCAACAGAGGCAAAUUGUAUAUGAAGAACAUGACCCUUAUAGAGUAACAAAAAAGAAUGCACGAACAAUAGUUCUGAAUUCGACAUUGUUCAUUCUCGUACUGCUUCUGAUAGUAGUACAAGCAAAUUAUAUAAUUCUGCAGCCGUCAUGACGGAGUAUGAUGACCCUUAUAGAAAACAUAAACCAUUCAAUAGAGAACCAGAAAGAGCCAAUUCAUAUUUACCCUAUUCGCAUCAUCGUAGGGAUCCAAACCAACCUCCUGCAUUACCCAUAUAUAUUGAAGAUUACAUACCACAUACAUCAACUAGCCUGGGUGUAAACUCUAUGCUACACGACAGUUUAACGGAACAGAUAAAUAGCACGAGCACAGUAGUUAAACAGCCAACAUAUGAUAAAGAGAGCAUGAUAGAAGAACUGUCAAAGAAGAGAAAAAGGAAACGAAACCAACGAUGUUGUGGACUAAAAUCAACAAUAGCUACCAUCGUCUUACUUCUUGUUAUCCUUGCCAUUAUUUGCUACUUUGUUUGGCCAAGAGUUCCUAGCCUGAGCGUCGCUGAUGUGGAUGAUAAUGUUGAUAUACAAGUCAGCCUGAAUACGACCAAAAAAUCAAUCUCUACCCAAUGGAAAAUGAAUUUAACAGCAGAUAAUUCAGCAAACUGGGUACCCACACGAAUUGCCUCGAUAGACUUACAGAUAUAUGAUGAAAGUACCACUGCUAACUUUGGCAAUGGUAGUUCAGGCUUCAUGAUCUUACCACCGCGGAAGAGAACAUCGAUCAUUAUUCCCAUGACUAUUCACUAUGAACCAGAUUCAGUGAAUGAUACAACGUUUCAACAUUUAUAUAAUGCCUGUAACAUUCAAUCUGUUCCAAAUGCACCUUCUGAAAAUAGACAAGAUGUUUUAAAUGUUACCCUGCACGUAUCAUAUCAUAUUGCAGGUAUUGUUUGGACACCUACCACUAACAUAACUGUACAUCGAUUGAUCUGCCCAAGAAGUUAACCUUUUUUAUAUAAUAUACCCCUCCUCAUCUCUUUCUAUAUAUAUCUCCCUUCUCUUCUUCUCCCGCAUCGCCUCUCAAUUAUUUUUUUUUUUUGCUGUCUUUAUAUUUUUAUGUGUGUUUUUAAAUAGCCCCGGGAUAUUUUAACCCCGUUUCUUUAUGUCAGUUUCAAAAGUUGUGACGAGUCAAGUGAAAAAGAAAUAUUUUACAGAACUUCCAUCAAUCAGAGUACUUUCAAGGUCACCAGAAGAUAGGUCCGAGGUGACAGUCUAUGUGAAAGGGUUUUUGUCAGAAGGAGAUUCACCAGAGAAUUUUCAAGAUUGGAUGCAUUCACAUAGAUUACUUGUUCUAAGUCCAACUCAUCGCUGGGGUCCCUCUGCACUUGGGUAAGAAGG
Molecule: messenger RNA, 1474 nt
Organism: Rhizopus microsporus ATCC 52813
Lineage: Eukaryota; Fungi; Mucoromycota; Mucoromycetes; Mucorales; Rhizopodaceae
Exons: 2
Coding region: 230-1081 (283 amino acids)
Source: RefSeq, a predicted model, not a curated record